AUGCAUUCCAUGUAUGGCAACUGCAAAGACAGGCGUUUUACACAGGAUGUCACAGGAUUUUGCUUGUCUAAGAUCACAAAGUCAGGAGGAAGGGAGGGAGCCGAGGUUGCAGAGUCGCCGUCGGAUUCCAGCGCCCCCUGCAGACGCUCCAGAAGCACAUACACCCCCCUGGAGCAGCAGGUCCUGGAGCUGAAACAGCAACAAAAGGAUGUCCUGUUGGCAGUGGAGUGUGGCUACAAAUACAGGUUCUUUGGAGAAGAUGCAGAGAUUGCUGCAAAAGAGCUGAACAUAACUUGUCACCUGGAUCAUAACUUCAUGACGUGCAGCAUCCCGACUCAUCGCCUGUUUGUUCACGUCAGGCGCCUGGUGUCUCAUGGACACAAGGUUGGUGUUGUGAAACAGACAGAAACAUCUGCGCUGAAGGCGUCAGGGACCAACAGAAGCGCUCUGUUCAGCCGUCAGCUCAGCGCCUUGUACACCAUGUCCACUCUGGUGGGAGAGGACGUAAACCCGGUCUGCAGAGUGGCAGAUGUGGAGGAGGGGGGCUGUGCUGACGUGGUGUCGGACCCUCCUGACAGCUUCCUGCUGUGCAUCAGUGAGAACUGGGACAAAGUGAAGAAGCAGCUCUCCGUGGGGGUGGUGGCGGUCCAGCCCAGUACUGGAGACGUGUUGCUGGACUGUUUUCCUGAUGGUCCGUCUCGCUCCGAGCUGGAGAGCCGUAUCCUGAGGAUAAACCCAGUGGAGGUUCUGGUGCCUUCGGAUCUUUCAGAACAAACCUCCAAACUGCUGCUCAGUAUCGCUAAUGCCAGGCUCAUCUCCAUGGUGACGGUAGCAGCAGAGAGCAGGUGGAGGGCCCUUGAGGAUGCAUUAGGACCUUCUUGCGAUGAGCAGGAUGCAUCUUCACUGUAAGCUGUACUGUGCGUCUGGGCCCCGUUUCAAGGGCCUGAGCAGCGUUCAUUGUCUCAGCCUGAAAUUGUCAGUCACUUGGCAUGAAAAACUCAACUCGGAGCAAUCUAAAUGACCCGAUUACUUUGAUUACAAAGCAAAACAUUUACAUCAUGUAUGAACUUUACAUCGGGGAAAAGCAAAUUAUAAAUAAUAGUUAAAGUACUGUACAACUGAACACCCUAAUAAAGGACUGUAUGCUUUCAACCUUAAUUGUCCUGUGAUGGACUGGCUAUCUGUCCAAAGCAUACCCCAUCUCUUGCUUUUUAUUUAUUUAUUCAAAGUACAUUUUUUUAAUACAUUUUGCUGAUGUUUUUAACGCUUUAAGAUUUUUCUGCAGUUUUCAUUGUGCAUCAGUUUAUUUGUAUAUUUAAAAACAUCUUGUAUGAAGCUGUAAGGACAGAGCAGCAGUCUACCCUCUGCGCUGCAGGGUAAGGAGAUACAAUCUUGUCAUACAAAGAGCUAUUUCUGCCGCUUCCCUCUCCAUUUCAAAUUUACCUUGAGCCAAAAAACCAAGACAAUUAAGAAUGUUUUUUUGUACACAUAAAUAAGUAUGCCUGUCUUAAAGUAUAUUGGGAAAAAUGCAAUCAUGUAGAGAAAAAUAUAGCAUAAACAUUUUUAUAUAGAUCUUUAACCUUCUUAAUUUCCAUGGCAGUUUUUAUGUUUUUAAAUCAUAUUUUGCGUACAACUUUGGCUGUGUUGUGUAUUUUGGGGAGAAUUAAAAUGUUUAUUAAACUUGUAUUUUUCUAUGUGCUUUUAUGCCUUUUGCUGUAAACAAAACACAUCAAUUUGUGCCUCUUUAGCAGUCACUCACACAUAAGGACAUUUUCGACGGCCCAAUUAACCCAACAGUCAUGUUUUUGGACCGUAGGAGAAACAUAGAGCACCAAGAGAGACGCUAUACAUUCACAGGAAAAACAUGAAAACUCCAUGCAGAAAAACCCCAGGAGUCAAACCCAUAAGCUUCUUCCUGCAAGUCAACAGUGCAACUGACUGUGCC
Xiphophorus couchianus (Monterrey platyfish) is the source of this 1945-nucleotide messenger RNA. Its product is annotated as DNA mismatch repair protein Msh3-like. Gene Ontology annotation, cellular component: nucleus. The record is from RefSeq and is a predicted model, not a curated record. The transcript is spliced from 7 exons. Gene Ontology annotation, molecular function: mismatched DNA binding; ATP-dependent DNA damage sensor activity; ATP binding. Bases 1 to 909 code for a protein of 302 amino acids. Gene Ontology annotation, biological process: somatic recombination of immunoglobulin gene segments; mitotic recombination; mismatch repair. Lineage: Eukaryota; Metazoa; Chordata; Actinopteri; Cyprinodontiformes; Poeciliidae.